AUGGUGUACAAAGAGGCAAACGAAUGCGAGUAUUUUACUCCAUUGACACAGUCAAAGAAGGAGGAACUACUACGACUAGAGUCUGCAGGCAAGACACCGCGAAGAGUUAAAGUUUACUUACUAGAAGGAGAGGAUUGGCUAGAUAAUGGAACAGGCUUUUGCGUCGGUGAGAUUGACGAGGACACGAGAGUUCCAUAUUUUCUUGUCAAGAGAGAGUCAAAGAAAAAUGAAGUCAUCCUCAAAUCUAAUCUUGAAGGGAAUAUCCAAUAUCAACGACAGCAAGAUACAUUAAUAGUUUGGACCGAUCCCUCGGGAUCCGAUCUAGCCUUAUCAUUUCAAGAAACAGAAGGUUGUGCAGAUUUGUGCGACUUUAUUAUCAAGGUACAACAAGGGAACUACAGUCCUAAUAUUUCCCUAUAUUACGUGAUUUCAAGACAGCCUGAGUGCGAAGACAUCACCGAGUUGGUUACUGGCCCGAUACGGUAUCCUCCCCCACUGCCGAGCGAGGAAAAUAUAGAAACCGUUCUUGAUUGUUUGAAUCAGGGCGCCGGCUCGCAAUUCACUAGAACAAAUAUACUGGAUUACUUGGUGGAAAGCAAAUACUUUGAAAAACUAUUAGAUCUUUUCAGAUAUGCUGAAUCGAAUGGAAAUACAACUGUUCUACAUCAUUUAAGUGACAUCGUGAGGGUAUUGUUAUCGUAUAAUGAACCAUCAUUGCUCGAGGAUAUGCUUUCGUCUGAAACAAACAUCCUUCUACUUUCAGGCGUGUUCGAAUAUGAAUCGAGCGUCUCAGAGCCCAAGCCGUCGUACCGAACCUUUUUCGAGCAUACGCAGUUCAAAACUGUAAUCCCCACCACUGAGCAAGAACUUUUCAAACGGGAUCAUUAUUUAACUGUUUUGAAAGAAUCGGUUUUGACCAAAUACCUUGAUGAUCAUACCGUCAGCCAGUUGAACUCAAUGAUAUAUGAAAACCAGGUUAAAAUAUUGAAGCACUUGAAGAGUGCCGGGGUUCUCGAACAACUAUUUGAAAUCUAUGACACUGAAGGAAGUGCUGAACUCAAGCGUGAUGGAGUGAAGAUGCUACAUCAAUAUAUAUUACUAGCAAAAUCAAUUCAAAAACAUGACUUUUUUGCGCUGCUUAUCAAACCAGGACUAUUUACAAUGGUUAACUUUGCUCUCAAUGAGACUGAGGAUAGCAUACGAAUAAUGGGCACUGAAUUGAUUGUUACUGUUAUAGAGCAAAGCGUUGCUUUGACGAAUUCUGGGGAUCAAGAGCCUUCAAUUGAUAACUCUGAACCACCAAUACGAUCUUGCCAAGAGGAAACUACCCCGAGUUUGCCGCAUGAUGUGGUUAAUGACUUGAGGAGAGAUGUCAGUGAAAGCAAAUCCGACUUGAGUUCAUUUGGUGGUUACUUUGUGUCAACUUUGAGUGAAAUAAUAGCCAACGACGAGCAUGUGGGUUUAAAGUAUCAGGCUUUUGAGGCAUUGAAAACCUUGUUGGAUCCUUCUGUGUUGGAGAAUGCAGAAGAUGGCGCAGUCGAUGAAUCGGUGGGCAGCAUAGUAUCAAGUCAAGAAUCUUUGGAUCAAGAGGAUCAGAAACGUGAUGACAAGAGUGACAAUGAAGUUAGCGCACCCCUUCAUUUGGCAUCUUUCUACAAACAAGUGGCGCCAAAAUUGUUUGCCAAGUUGGUGGCUAUUACUGAGUACACUGAAUAUAACGAUCCGCUUUCACAUGCAAACUCCACUUUACUUCUGCUCCUAUGUGAUUUUAUUGUAUUUGGUGCAAAAGAACAUGACACUGUGCACGUUAGAAACUUUCUUGUUGAGCACAAGGUUUUGCAGGGUAUGGUCAAGUUGUUAGAUUCCCCAUGUAAAAAAGUGUUGAAACUCCAUAUUGUCAGGUGCUUGAGAAGCGUUGUUUUACUCAAUGAUGACGAGAUAACCAACUACAUUUUAGAAAACGAUAUUCUUGAGAGCUUAUUUCAGUAUUUUGCAACGGUCAUCAAAGGGGACAACAUGUGCAGUUCAGCUUGUUUAGACUUUCUAAACAUUAUUCGCGUGCAAAGCGAUGCCAAGAACUUUGGAAAAAGAAGGAACUUCAAGUUGAUUGCUGAGUAUUUGAAAAAGCGUCAUGGUGAUGUGCUAGAGUCUGCCUCGUGCAUGAAGAUUGGUCCUGAUAUAGUUGGACUUGUUGAGAACAAUUUCAAUGAGAUGGAGAAUACCACUUUAGGUAUAUGUGGGGAGACCGAUUUGGAGCAACUUGGAAUACAUGAAAGUUUUAUCCGUAACGGAUUCAGUUGUAAUGAGGAUGUUGAAGACUUGAGCUUGGAAAGUCUGGUACGAGCUCAAAAUGGCUCAAUGGAUAGCAUGGGUGUCGGGUGCAAACUAAAUGAGGCAAGCCAAAUUGAACGUGGCAUAAACCGUGAAUCCACUGAUGAGGAAGAUUACAGAGAUGCAAAACUCGACUCAAGUUUGUCGAAAAUUGGAGAGAAAAGGCUGCGAGACUCCAACCAAGUAGCUGAUGUCAACAUUCACAAUCUGACAAAGAGAAGAAGUUUCGCUGAAAGCGAACAGGAGAAUAACUUUGAUGCUCUGAAUCCGACAGCUGAUAUUCCAACACCCUAUUUGGCGAAAUCGUCUUCUGGUGAAUACGUUAACGGAGAGACCUCCACCUCGGCAAAUAAAACGGAUUUUGAGACGGUCAAGGGAAGAUUAGUUGAGGUUAGUGGACAGGGAACUCAUGAUAGAUGA
This is a messenger RNA of Lodderomyces theae, 2751 nucleotides long. RefSeq names its product Psy2p (gene PSY2). Gene Ontology annotation, cellular component: protein phosphatase 4 complex; nucleoplasm. The record is from RefSeq and is a predicted model, not a curated record. Gene Ontology annotation, biological process: protein dephosphorylation; DNA damage response. The transcript has a single exon. NCBI's taxonomy places the organism in Eukaryota, Fungi, Ascomycota, Pichiomycetes, Serinales, Debaryomycetaceae. Gene Ontology annotation, molecular function: protein phosphatase activator activity. The coding region runs from base 1 to 2751 and encodes 916 amino acids.